GCUGCAUCGGCGCCGCCGGGAGUGCAUUCGGGAACAGCCCGGGCGGCGGCGGCGCGAGUGGGCGCGCGGCUAUAAGUAUGAGCGGCGCGCGCGGUCGCGAGGUUAGUCGCCGAUCGGCAGCGCGUCGCAAACGGUGUCACUCUCCCCUCCGGUGCGACCCCACACACUCGCCUUUCUCACACGACCGGCGAUCCUCGCUUGCGCAACCCCCGAAAGCCCCAGCCCGACCGAGCCGGGCAGGCGCGCGCCCCAUAACUUGCUACGCCACGCAACGCAACGCCGUCAACAUGAUCGUCAGGAUUACGCUAUGUUUGCUAGUCUGCACAGUCUACCAAGCCAUGGCUGAGGUACAGAUUAUUACCGAGCCUCGACAAGGUGAAGAAUAUGUUUUAGUCAGCGCGGGUCAGCAAGGCCCAAUAAGACAUUUUGAAAGCUCGCAUAAGAUUCCCGAAAAACAUCCAUCACAUCGAAAUUUUAGACCAGAAGAUGAUAAGAGUAAUAAAAAAAUAGUCAAUGGUAAAGUUGGCGGUAAACACACCUCAGAAGGUAUUGUAUCAAUCGAAGAAGAUAAAAGAGUAAUACUUAAGAAAGUGCAGAAAGGUAAAAUAGCUGAAUCAAUAGAGAUCGAUAUCCCGGUAUCUAAAAUAGAAGAUAUUAAAAUUAAAGAGAAUGUAAAAAAUGAAGAUAUUAACCCAAAAAUGAAAAUAGAAUUAGAAGCCAUGUCCGAAUCGGGAAAAUUAAGUGACAAAUACCAUACGACAACACAAAAACCUAUAUUAACUACUGCACCUCCUGCUGUAAAGAAGACUUACGACUAUAUUCCUAUCAAUUUCGAUACCAUAGAUGAUAUAAACAGUGGCUUGUUGUCAUCAAAUGUAAAAUUAGAACCGGCGGGCUCAGAGCAGAAACAACACUCUCGCAUACAAAUCAAAAAGGGACCAAAUGGGCAGGAUUAUGAAUAUGAAUACAUUUACUACUAUUAUGACGAAGAUGAUGAAAAUAAAACCUCUUCAAGUACUGCCGCACCUGUCCACAAUUCUCACGACGGCCCUCAAAAAGCAGAAGCUGAUAACCAAAUAGGCAAAGAAACCAAGGCCAAGAAUAAGUACAGUUCUAUAGACAGGUCUGGUGCAACAACUGUAGCUACAUCUGACAACCAAAAUGAGGUUCUGCCAGCAUCCGGAAGAGGCCGACAGCGAGGACGCACGAUUGCACCUGCGGCAGUUGAAGAGGAAAUUGAAGGAGAUAGAUUACCAUCGAGCACACGUUUCCCACCUCGCGGACGCAACUUGACGCCUGCCAGUUCAACCACUUACGUCCCAGAGGUUUCCUCAGAAACAAGCAGGCAGCGAGGUCGACCGCAGAUCGACAACGUUGCUGACGAGUCUAUUGGCCAAACUAGGAGCAGGACCCGAGCGCAUAUAAGGCGGCCUAGCUCAGAACUUGUCGAUUUAGACAGCUUUAAGACAAACUCUGGAGACAUUCCUUCCCAAUACAAAGAGCCACCUACAAGAUAUUCCUCCGAAAGUAAAACAUCUACUGAGAUACCUGAAGGUGUACCUACCAAAGACCCCUCGCAUGCCAAAGAUUCAGUACGGGAAGGGCACAGCUUGUCAAGCGGAAUUAGAUUCCAAGAAAUAAUCGACGACUCCAAACUUCCCUCGGACUACAAACAAACGACCCCAUAUGAACAGGACACCACGGAAUAUACAACGAUGACUGCAAUGGAGAAGGUCGCUCUCGACCUAUAUGCUUAUUUAGCAGGUGAAAACUUGAACAACGAUGUCAACCCAACUGUCGACGAUCUCGGUUUUGAGGGUACCACCGCCGCUGACGAGGAGUCAUCCACAACAGAGGCUCUCAGCACAACUGAAGAGGCGACGACGCCCACAACAAGCACGACCACCACGUCCACAACCACGACGACCACCACGACCACACCGGCCCCCACCACCACGGCCGCGCCCACACGGCCUUCCCGUUUCAAGGGCCGGCCCGGUGCCCGCGCGCGCCUCUCCACUACAUCCAGCGCACCCACCGAACCUCCCCAAGAAUCUUCUACAAGAGCUAGAGGUCGGUUCAGCAAGCCAGGCGGCGUGCGCAAGACUACCGCGGCAGCACUCGAAGCGUCUACGCCCGCCCCUGCCCCUCUAGAGAAACCUGUGUCGCAGCCCAAGGCGUUUGGCCGACGCGGCGGUUUGUUCGCGGGUCGCAACCGGCCGAGCUCCACGACCGCUGCGCCUGCGCCCGCCUCCGAGGAUGGCGCCAGCUCGCCCGCCAGCGACACUCCUGCGCCGAGACCCCGUCUUCGCCCUAACUUGAGGCGGCCCAUCGGCUCUACUACCAGCAGCGCGGCCCCCGCAGAAGACAGCACGGCUCCUGCCGGCAGCGAGUCGGCGGAGACCACCGUUGCUCCGAGCAGAACCAUUGGUCGCGGCCGCCCUGGAUUGCGGCCCGCGUCCCUGCGCCCCGGACCGAGACUGAACUUGCGCGCCAACCCGCGCCCGCGGCCUGGCGCGGCUACCGAGGCACCCGUUGAUGCACCCACGGAGACCUCCGCGCCUGAUGCACCGCCCACUGACUCCGAUGCUGAGGGUUCGUCGCCGACGCCCGCUCCCGAGGCGCCGCGCGGCGGCCUGCGCGUGCGCAACCGGCUGACGGUACAGCCGUCGCCCAAGCCGCGCGUGGCGCCCACGCCGCUGCCGCGCCGGCCCAACCCGCUGCUCAAGAGGAAGCUACCGUCUACUGAGGCAACCACGGAAGCGGCGAAGAAAGUAGAAGAGGAAGUAACAGAGGAAACUAACGUCAGCGGCGAGAAGAGCGAGGCCGAGACGGAGGCCGCGCCCGCCGAGACCACGCCGGCGCCGCCGCUGCGCGGCCUCGACGCGCUGUUCGCGCGCCGCCGCGCCGCCGGCGGCAUCGGCGCGCGCCCCGCCCGGCCCGCGCGCGACGCCAGGCGCACAGCCUAGUGCCAAUCACAUGCCCCCACUAGUUCACUUCACAUACA
Messenger RNA from Cydia amplana, 3007 nucleotides. RefSeq names its product mucin-5AC-like. Bases 78 to 2969 code for a protein of 963 amino acids. Lineage: Eukaryota; Metazoa; Arthropoda; Insecta; Lepidoptera; Tortricidae. The record is from RefSeq and is a predicted model, not a curated record. The transcript is spliced from 11 exons.